This is a messenger RNA of Asparagus officinalis (garden asparagus), 782 nucleotides long. Its product is annotated as U3 small nucleolar ribonucleoprotein protein IMP3. The coding region runs from base 69 to 617 and encodes 182 amino acids. Gene Ontology annotation, molecular function: structural constituent of ribosome; rRNA binding; snoRNA binding. Gene Ontology annotation, biological process: rRNA processing. Gene Ontology annotation, cellular component: small ribosomal subunit; small-subunit processome; Mpp10 complex. Lineage: Eukaryota; Viridiplantae; Streptophyta; Magnoliopsida; Asparagales; Asparagaceae. The transcript is spliced from 4 exons. The record is from RefSeq and is a predicted model, not a curated record.
UGAACCCCAAACGCUAAAAUCAUCACCUCCUUCAAUCCCCGCUCUCAACAUUUCUAGGGUUUUCAAUCAUGAGGAAAUUAAAAUUCCAUGAGAAGAAGCUCUUAAAGAAGGUAAAUUUCAUCGAGUACAAAAGAGAAGGCGGACAUCGAGAAGCCCUAAUCACCCGACGCUAUCAUCUCACCGAGAGAGACGAUUACAAGAAGUACUCGACAAUAUGCAAGAUGGUUCAGAAACUAGUCAACACAUUGAAGCAGAUGGAUCCGAGAGAUCCCUAUCGCAUUGAGAUGACCGAUAUGUUGCUUGGGAAGCUCUACAAUAUGGGUGUCAUACCAACAAAGAGCAGCUUGGUAACUUGUGAGAAACUGUCAGUUAGCUCCUUCUGCAGGCGAAGAUUAUCGUCUGUUUUGGUGCGCCUCAAGUUUGCUGAGCAUCUGAAGGAAGCAGUGACAUAUAUCGAGCAGGGUCAUGUGCGUGUAGGUCCGGAUACCGUCACAGAUCCAGCUUUCUUGGUUACAAGAAACAUGGAAGAUUUUGUUACUUGGGUGGAUUCGUCGAAGAUCAAGAGGAAGGUGAUGGAGUAUAAUCAGAGGCUGGAUGACUAUGAUAUGAUGAACUGAUAUUUUGAUGUAUGAGAGAUGACUCAGAUGAGUACUUUCUUUCAUCAUUGGGCUUGUGCUCAAUCCUGAGGUUUUUGUGAAACAUUUUUGUUUUAUUGUAUUGAUAUAUUUCAGUUCACAGUUUUCUCAUGAUAAUAUUGCUUUAAGAUAAUUAUUUCAGCAAAA